This is a messenger RNA of Cylicocyclus nassatus, 350 nucleotides long. The record is from the annotation of a GenBank genome assembly. NCBI's taxonomy places the organism in Eukaryota, Metazoa, Nematoda, Chromadorea, Rhabditida, Strongylidae.
AAAUUGAUUACGCUAUCGAGUGGAAUAUGAGAGAAUCUCACAAACUAUAUUUUACACUGCCGUGCAGUGCAGAUCGUAGCACUCAUCGCUAUACAAAGUACAAAAAAGAAAUACAGUUACGAUGCGUUGCGAGAGGAAAUGGCAGUGCAAAUAUCUUACUGAUUGGGAACUCGAUUGCAUACAGAGCAUAUCCCCUGAUUUAUGAUGUCUUGAAAGGACGGUACAGCAUCUUCAGACUUUAUUCAAGAGGCUCAUGUCCUCCUCUGUCAAACUGGUGUCCGCUUUUCACCGAAGCGAUGAAGAAAGUAGUGGAACACGAAAAGCCAGACAUUGUUUGGUACAUGCAUCAU